Messenger RNA from Scleropages formosus (Asian bonytongue), 1721 nucleotides. It is a transcript of the gene hrh1, whose product is annotated as histamine receptor H1. Lineage: Eukaryota; Metazoa; Chordata; Actinopteri; Osteoglossiformes; Osteoglossidae. Gene Ontology annotation, molecular function: G protein-coupled acetylcholine receptor activity. The coding region runs from base 8 to 1633 and encodes 541 amino acids. Gene Ontology annotation, biological process: adenylate cyclase-activating adrenergic receptor signaling pathway; positive regulation of MAPK cascade. The record is from RefSeq and is a predicted model, not a curated record. Gene Ontology annotation, cellular component: plasma membrane. The transcript has a single exon.
UUCCCUAAUGGAGACGACGCCUGAAAAUUUCCUAAUUGACAAUUAUUCCAAAGACGCUGGGGAAAAUGAGUCUGUCACCGUGGCGAGGACUCAUCCGAAUUCGACCGUGUCGUUUGGCGUUCAGAUAAACAACGUCCUCCUGGGCCUUCUUCUUGGCACGGCUUCGCUGCUGACCGUCAUCAUGAACGUCCUUGUCCUGUACGCUGUGAAGAAGGAGAGGACGUUGCACACGGUGGGGAACCUGUACAUCGUCAGCCUCUCCAUGGCCGAUCUCGUCGUCGGCGCCACCGUGAUGCCCCUCAACCUCAUAUACCUGCUGGAGGACAAGUGGAAGCUAGGGCGCAUUCUCUGUCAGUUCUGGCUUGUCAUGGAUUACGUCGCCAGCACCGCCUCCAUUUUCAGCCUCUUCAUCCUGUGCCUGGACCGGUACCGAUCGGUGCGGCAUCCACUCCGCUACCUGCAGUACCGCACCAGAGGAAGGGCCAUCCUUAUGAUUGCCGGGGCAUGGCUGCUCUCCUUAACCUGGAUCGUUCCAAUCCUGGGAUGGCGCUUCUUCUCCAAUGUCCACCCAAAGCCAGAGGCGGAAAACAAAUGUGACACAGACUUUCGAUUUGUCACCUGGUUCAAGGUCCUGACGGCAAUCCUGAACUUUUACGUCCCAUCCGUGCUGAUGCUCUGGUUUUACACGCAGAUCUACAUGGUGGUGAGACAGCACUACCGCCAAAGGCAGUGCGUCCAAAAAGUGAGAAACUCUGAGAAACAGGAGGUGUCACAAAACGGUGAGAUAUCGCAUGUGAACCACAAGUUUAAUGUCACAGAAAAGAAGCCCAGUUCUCCAUCUCACUACUCCAAUGCUGAUGAUUUACUGGACCAGUACAGCUUGGAUCAGCCGUGCUACUCGAAGGACACACAGGAUGACGCCAAAGCGGACGCUGCUUGGACGGAAAGGAAGACAAACAGAUGUGGCUACCAGGCAGCGCUGUUCGCUGUCCCGAAACGCCUUAAAAGAUCCGUCAGAGACGCUGAGAAAUGCUCUCCUCGCUCACCCUGUUCCAGGGAAGAUGACAGUCCCGAGACGCCUUUGAAGCUCUCUUCUCUGCCCCUUGGCAUUCUGCAGUCAGAUGGCGACGACGUCCACAAAAUGAUCGUGUCUGUAAAUGAGUGUAAUGCAUCAUCACCGAACUCCGUGACUGGAGUGUGCGAGAUAAUACGUUUGUCCGACGUGCACGAGUACGCUGCUGUCGUGUGCGCCGGCGACUUCCGGCACCCGGUAGCCUCACAGUGGCCCCCUGGCACGGCCCUCAAGCUGGACUCGGCCAGCGCGCUCACGCUCAAGCAGUCCUGGCAGAAGUUCUGCACCCAGUCCAAGCAGCGCAUCCAGGGCCUGCGCGCCUACAAGGAGCGCAAGGCAGCCAAGCAGCUCGGAUUCAUCAUCGCCACCUUCAUGGUGUGCUGGAUACCCUACUUCGUCACCUUCAUGGUGAUGGCCUUCUGCAGGACCUGCGUCCACCACGACCUUCACAUGUUCACCAUCUGGCUGGGCUAUUUCAACUCCACCUUGAACCCGUUCAUUUACCCGUUGUGCAAUGACAACUUCAAGCGGGUUUUCAAAAGCAUCCUGCACAUUCAGUGAUGGACACAGUGCCAACGUGCAACAGGGUUCAUCGUCCAUAUACUGUAGGCAUUCCAGAGUGUAAAUGAUAUUUUGUUCCAGAGAAUUC